Molecule: messenger RNA, 1437 nt
Organism: Aureobasidium musti
Lineage: Eukaryota; Fungi; Ascomycota; Dothideomycetes; Dothideales; Saccotheciaceae
Source: the annotation of a GenBank genome assembly
AUGAGUUCCACAACCCAUCCUUCCGGCCGCUACUCAUACCUUCCUUCUCAAUACAAUCCUAACAACCCUCCUCUUAUUGAUCGCGUUGUAAAUAACUGGCACCGCCAGNAGGAGAAGCGCUCAGAACGAUCGCAUUACGAUUUAGACUCGGACGGAGACGACGACGACCACGAACUCACCCACUGCUGCGAUCUCGACUCAGACGCCUCGUUCAUCAACCUCUGUCAUGCUUUUUGCGCAAACCGCAAGGUCCGCCGCGCAAUGUUUCUCGUCCUAGUCGCUUUUCUCGCUCUGUACUUCCUGUGCAACGGCAUCCUUCUUCCGGCAUGGCGCGAGCGACAGGCUAUAGAAGAAGGUCUCGACAAUCCGGAAUCCUUUGGCCAUCAGAUGCCCGAUCCGCUCAGUGACAUUACACAAUUACAACAAAUUCCUACCGACUUUGUGCCCGGUGGUGCAUCUGAUCCGGAUGGCAAGAGACGUCUGAUCUUCAUUGGCGACAUACACGGCUGCAAGAAUGAACUUCUUAAACUGCUGAAGGCUGUUGAGUUCAACAAGGACACGGACAAAAUUAUCGCGACUGGCGAUGUCAUUGCAAAGGGGCCUGACUCUCCUGGCGUAAUAGACACGCUGAUGUCCCUGGACGCUCUAUCCGUGCGCGGUAAUCAUGAAGACCGUGUUCUGUUGGCUGCGAGCUCGCGUGACUCCACUGGUGCUUCUGUCGACGAAAAUGACGAGUCUUCUAGCGACGUCUCGGCUGCAUCCAGAGGUGCUGGGCUCAAAGGAGAGGCCCUGCUUGAUUACCUCAAACCACGCCAGAUCAAAUGGCUCAAAUCCCUCCCACUGAUCAUUCAUAUACCCGCACUCAAUCCACCCAGACACUCUGCUCCAUCGACUAUUGUUCCGGAUACUCUGAGCAAGAAGAAGCAAAAGAAGACCUUCCAGAUCCUAGAUGAUAUCAAUGUCGUACACGCCGGCCUAGUGCCUUCCGUUCCUCUUCUUCGCCAAGACCCUUUCUCCGUCAUGAACAUGAGAUCCAUGUCCCCAACCAAUCAUGUGCCUAGCGAGAAUCGGAAGAGAGGCAUUCCUUGGGAACGUGUCUGGGGCUGGUACAACGACCGUAUUGCACGCACUCAUUCAUCCUUCAUCCCUUGGCUGUUCGGUUUCACCACCGAGUCUUCAGAGGCUAGGGACUGGUGGAAAUCACGGAAUGACAUGCUCAACAGCAGAGACGAUGAUACAGAAGCUCAGCUAUUGGCCAAACACUCCAAGCCAUCUGUUGUCGUCUACGGCCACGACAGUCCUCGCGGCCUGAACCUAAAGAGAUGGAGCAAGGGCCUUGACAGUGGCUGUGUCAACGGCGAUCAACUCUCUGCCAUGGUGCUGAAUGCCUGGGGUCAAGCAGAGAUUGUCGGCGUGGACUGCAAGCACCGCAGAUAA